This is a messenger RNA of Colletotrichum spaethianum, 2871 nucleotides long. RefSeq names its product putative beta-glucosidase F. The transcript has a single exon. Gene Ontology annotation, biological process: glucan catabolic process. Lineage: Eukaryota; Fungi; Ascomycota; Sordariomycetes; Glomerellales; Glomerellaceae. The record is from RefSeq and is a predicted model, not a curated record. Gene Ontology annotation, molecular function: beta-glucosidase activity. The coding region runs from base 1 to 2871 and encodes 956 amino acids.
AUGGACCCUAGCAAAGAGGGGCUCCUCAGCGACCAGUCCCGCCGCUCCUUCGACAGAGACUCUGAAGACGGCUCCGAUAUCGAUGCCACUGACUACCUACCACGAAACGACCAGAAGGAGGAACCAUCGUUCCCCAAACCCGCUUUCUUUUCCACCAGACCCGCUGGCUGCUUCGCGGCACUCAAGAAACUGUAUAAAGGACGCUCACGACUAUGUCUGUUCGUCACAGCUGUCGCCGUCGUCUUGUGGAUCAUCAUCAGCGCCGGAGGAGCUGUCAUGUACAAGAAGUUCAAGGGCGCCCCGCCCACUGGCCAGUCGCCGCCGUGGUACCCGGCCCCAAAGGGCGGCAUAUCCAAAAAUUGGGCCGAGAGCUACAAGAAGGCGGGCGAGAUGGUUUCCAAGAUGACGUUGCCUGAGAAGGUCAACAUCACCACCGGAACCGGCUGGAUGAUGGGUCUCGCAGUCGGCACGACUGGCCCCGCAGUUCACGUCGGUUUCCCCCAGCUUCAGUUGCAAGACGGUCCGCUGGGCAUUCGAUUUGCGGACAAUGCUACUGCGUUCCCCGCCGGUGUCACUGUAGGCGCUACCUGGAACAAGGAAUUGAUGUAUGAGCGAGGCAAGGCGCAUGGGCUAGAGGCGCGGGGCAAGGGAAUCAACGUGCUCCUAGGUCCCUGCGUCGGUCCUCUCGGCCGCUUGCCGGCUGGUGGUCGCAAUUGGGAGGGCUUCGGCGCCGACCCGUACCUGCAAGGUAUCGCUGCCGCCGAGACCAUCAAGGGCAUCCAAGAACAGGGCGUCAUGGCGACUAUCAAGCACUUUGUGGCAAACGAGCAAGAGCACUUCCGCCAGAGUUGGGAGUGGGGUCUCCCCAAUGCCAUCUCAAGCAACAUCGAUGACCGAGCCAUGCACGAGCUGUACGCGUGGCCGUUCCUGGAUGCCGUGAAGGCCGGCGUUGCGAGUGUCAUGUGCUCCUACAACCAGGUCAACAACUCAUAUGCGUGCGACAACUCCAAGCUUCUCAACGGUAUCCUGAAGGACGAGAUGGGUUUCCAAGGGUUUGUCAUGAGUGACUGGCUUGCGCAGCGUUCGGGCGUUGGCAGCGCGCUGGCUGGGCUGGACAUGACGAUGCCUGGCGACGGGCUGUUCUGGGCAAAUGGAAAGUCUCUUUGGGGCCCUGAACUUACCAAGGCCGUCCUGAACGGAUCCGUACCCGUGGACAGACUCGAUGAUAUGGUCGUCCGCAUCGUUGCUUCGUGGUACCAGUUGGGACAGGACGACAAGAAGCUGUUCCCGAACGAGCUUCCCAACUUUUCCUCGUGGACCGAUGAAAAGAUGGGAACGCUUGCUCCCGGCAGCAAGACCCCCCAGGAGGAGUUCGAGGUGAACAAGUACGUCAAUGUGCAGGGCAACCACUCCGACAUAGCACGCCGUGUUGCUGCUGAGGGCACAGUCCUGCUCAAGAAUGAGAACGUGCUGCCCAUCAGCAGAGACGGCUUCAUUGACGCCAAGCGCAAGCGUCAUGAAGGAAAGCUGAAGAUUGGAAUCUUUGGCGAGGAUGCCGGCCCCGGCAACGGGCCCAACUACUGCAAGGAUCGCGGCUGCAAUCAAGGCACUCUGGGCUCCGGAUGGGGAAGCGGCGCGGUUGAGUUUCCCUACCUUGUACCGCCAGUGGAAGCCCUGAAGAAGGGCUUCAAGUCUGAAAAGGUUCAACUGUCCGAGUUCCUCACCAAUUCACUCCCGUUCAACAAGGACCCAUCCAUCUUGCACGACCAGGAUGUCUGCAUCGUUUUUGCCAACGCGGACUCGGGCGAAGGCUUCCUGUCCUGGGCCGGCAAUGGCGGAGACAGAAACGACCUCAAGCUGCAAAAGGGUGGAGACGACCUCAUUCUUCAAGUCGCCGACAACUGCGGCAAAGGCGACGGUAACUCGAUGGGUGGCGAUACUGUUGUGGUCAUUCACUCCGUCGGGCCUGUCGAGAUGGAGCGUUGGAUCGAACACCCUGGCGUUAAGGCGGUCUUGUACGCGAACCUGCCUGGACAAGAGAGCGGGAACGCUCUCGCGGAUGUCAUCUUCGGCGACGUGAACCCCAGCGGCAAGCUGCCGUACACGAUUCCCAAGUCCCUGAAGGACUUUGGACCAGGCGGGCAGAUUCUGUACCUGCCCAACGGUGUUGUGCCUCAGCAGGACUUCUCCGAGGGGUUGUACAUCGACUACCGCCACUUUGACAAGAAGGAGAUUGAGCCCCGCUUCGAGUUUGGAUUCGGCUUGUCGUACACGACAUUCGGCUUCUCCAAUGUUGUCGUCGAGGGUGUCAAGCCCAAGAGCGCACUUCCCGCUGCCCGCCCGUCGCCCGCCGCGGAGCCGCCAAAAUUCAGCGACAAGAUCCCCGACAAGAAGGAGGCACUGUUCCCUGAGGGAUUCCGCAAGCUCGAGAAAUACGUCUAUCCAUACCUGGACAACGUGGACGACAUCUCGACGGAGCCGUACCCGUACCCGGAAGGCUACGACGUGAAGCAGCCCCUGUCGGAAGCCGGUGGCGAGGAGGGCGGUAACCCCGACCUGUGGGAGACGUACGUCACCGUCAAGACGGACGUGACCAACACCGGCGCCGUCGCUGGCAAGGUCGUCCCCCAGCUGUACCUGACCUACCCGAAGAACGUCCACGGUGUGGACUUCCCCGUCAAGGUGCUUCGCGGGUUCGACAAGUUCAACCUGGAGAAGGGCGAGAAGAAGACGGUUACGUUCAACCUGACGCGCCGCGACCUCAGUUAUUGGGACGUUCACCACCAGAACUGGGUCAUGGUUACCUCCGGGGAGUACUCGUUCCUCGUGGGCGAGAGCUCGAGGCAGUUGUCCAAGGUGGGUAGCUGGUAG